AUGAAGAACAAGGCUGAGAAACUGGUUUAUAAUAAAACAAAGGAAAAGUUGUUGAGUGGUUACAAUCUGCAAAGAAAUACGGUAUUUCAGUUUUGGCAAAUGAUUCUGAUGAAAGUUGUGCAUCAGUUUGGAGAAGCUGCAUUACAGUCUUCAAAACAGCAGGAAUAUCGGGAAUAUGUCAAGUUAAAACAUAGAAUAGCCACAAGAGAUCUACAAUCUGGUUUUGAAUAUGGCAAGGGGCAGCAAAGUCCAUAUCAAGUGUAUUCGUGUUUGUUACAUCAACGCCUUGCUACCAGAGACAAGAAGCUCUUGUACGCAAUGAAGAGUGGACUAGUUAUACGCGACUUGCAACAGCUUAAUAUUGGUAAAUUGGAGUUCCAAGUGAAGCACACAUGGCGAUAUAAGCUAAUACAACUAGUUUUGAUGAGUUUCAUGCUACAAAUGGGACAUCAUAAACUAGUACAACCAGUUUUCAUGUUGGCAUUCACUUUGGACAGUUUGGUGAUCCUCCUUGGCCUUGGUGAUGCAAAUGAUGGGGAUUGCGUGCACAAGGGCUGGUUUUCUCGAUUGAAUCAUGUUUCUUCAACCUGGGAAAUGAAAGGAGAAGGAGAAGAUAAGCAACAGCUUCAACUUUCUAAGAUCGAGGAUCUCGGAAUUAGUAUGGCCUGUCGCAUCGUGAUCUGGGUCUUGAGGUGUGUUUUCAGAGGAAGUCAACAACUUUUCUAUGGUGAUGCAAAGAUCUGUUUGAAGCAUAAAUGGCGAUCUAAGCUCCUACAAUCAAUUUUAGUGCUGGAUUUAUGUCUGGACAGUCAUGCAUUCAUCGAUUGGGAGCAAUGCACAUACAAGCAGCAGGACAUCCUAAGUACACGUAAGAAGCGGAAAUGUUUCAAGUCUUGGCACUUCAAAUACAAACCCAAAUUACAGUCGCAAAAGGAAGGGCCAACAGGCUGUUUCCAAGAGGAGGAAUUGAAUGAAGACAACUAA
Molecule: messenger RNA, 984 nt
Organism: Arabis nemorensis
Lineage: Eukaryota; Viridiplantae; Streptophyta; Magnoliopsida; Brassicales; Brassicaceae
Source: the annotation of a GenBank genome assembly